ACGCAGUGUCCUCGGCGCUGAGGGCAGCGUCCCCUCCUCUGCACUUGAACUCGCCCAGCCGCCGCGUUCUCACCGCCGCAGCGCCCUGGACAAUGGUUCCCCGCCUGCUGCUGCGCGCCUGGCCCCGGGGCCCUGCUCUUGCCCUGGCAGCUCCCUGUCGGCCCCUCAGCGCCGGCUCCGGGCCCGGCCAGUACCUGCAGCACAGCAUCGUGCCCACCAUGCAUUACCAGGACAGCCUGCCCAGGCUGCCUAUCCCCAAACUUGAAGACACCAUUAGGAGAUACCUCAGUGCACAGAAGCCUCUUUUGGAUGAUAGCCAGUUCAGGAAAACAGAACAAUUUUGCAAGAGUUUUGAAAAUGGGAUUGGAAAAGAAUUGCAUGAACAGUUGGUUGCCCAGGAUAAGCAGAAUAAACAUACAAGCUACAUUUCCGGUCCCUGGUUUGAUAUGUAUUUAACUGCUCGAGACUCCAUUGUUCUGAACUUUAACCCAUUUAUUUCAUUCAAUCCUGACCCAAAAUCGGAGUAUAAUGAUCAGCUCACCAGGGCAACCAACAUGACUGUUUCUGCCAUCCGGUUUCUGAAGACACUCCGGGCUGGCCUUCUAGAGCCAGAGGUGUUCCACUUGAACCCUGCCAAAAGUGACACUAAUACCUUUAAGAGACUCAUACGCUUUGUGCCUUCUUCUCUGUCCUGGUAUGGGGCAUACUUGGUCAAUGCAUAUCCCCUGGAUAUGUCCCAGUAUUUCCGGCUUUUCAAUUCAACUCGUUUACCCAAACCUAGUCGGGAUGAACUCUUUACCGAUGACAAAGCUAGACACCUCUUGGUCCUAAGAAAAGGACAUUUCUAUGUUUUUGACGUCCUGGAUCAGGAUGGAAAUAUUGUAAGCCCCUCAGAAAUCCAGGCACAUCUGAAGUACAUUCUUGCAGACAGCAGCCCUGCCCCUGAGUUUCCUCUGGCAUAUCUGACCAGUGAGAACCGAGACGUAUGGGCAGAGCUCAGACAGAAGCUGGUAAGUGGCGGGAAUGAGGAGACCUUGAGGAAAGUGGACUCUGCUGUGUUCUGCCUCUGCCUAGAUGACUUCCCCAUUAAGGACCUCAUCCAUUUGUCCCACACAAUGCUGCAUGGUGAUGGCACAAACCGUUGGUAUGAUAAAUCCUUUAACCUUAUCGUGGCCAAGGAUGGUACUGCUGCUGUCCACUUUGAACAUGCUUGGGGUGAUGGCGUUGCAGUGCUCAGGUUUUUCAAUGAAGUGUUUAAUGACAGCACUCAGACCCCUGCCAUCACUCCCCAGAACCAGCCAGCCAUUACCACCAGCUCUUCUGUCGCUGUGCAGAAACUCAGCUUCAAGUUGAACGAUGCCUUAAAGGCUGGCAUCACUGCUGCUAAGGAAAAGUUUGAUGCCACCGUGAAAACACUCACCAUUGAUUGCAUCCAGUUUCACAGAGGUGGCAAAGAAUUCUUAAAGAAGCAGAAGCUGAGUCCUGACGCAGUGGCCCAGCUGGCCUUCCAGAUGGCCUUCCUGCGGCAGUAUGGACGGACAGUGGCCACAUACGAGUCAUGCAGCACUGCAGCCUUCAAGCAUGGCCGCACUGAGACCAUCCGCCCAGCCUCCAUCUUCACAAAGAGGUGCUCUGAGGCCUUUGUCAAGGAGCCCUCCAAACACAGUACCAGUGAGCUUCAGCAAUUGGUAGCCCAGUGCUCCAAGUACCACGGCCAGUUGACCAAAGAAGCAGCAAUGGGCCAGGGCUUUGACCGACACUUAUUUGCUAUGCGGUACCUGGCGGCUGCCAAAGGGAUCGCCCUGCCUGAGCUCUACCUGGACCCUGCAUAUGGGCAGAUAAACCACAACAUCCUGUCCACCAGCACGCUGAGCAGCCCAGCAGUGAAUCUCGGUGGCUUUGCCCCUGUGGUCCCUGAUGGCUUUGGCAUUGGGUACGCUGUUCAUGACAACUGGAUAGGCUGCAACGUCUCCUCCUACUCAGGGCGCGAUGCCCAGGAGUUUCUCCACUGUGUCGAGAAGUCCUUAGGAGACAUGUUUGAUGCUUUAGAAGGCAAAUCCAUCAAAACUUAGCUUCUAAGCCAGGUGCCAAUGACUCACACCUGUAAUCCUAGCUACUCAGGAGACAGGGAUAAGAGGAUUGUCUUUGGAAGCCAACCUGGGCAAAUAGUU
This is a messenger RNA of Castor canadensis (American beaver), 2171 nucleotides long. It is a transcript of the gene Cpt2, whose product is annotated as carnitine palmitoyltransferase 2. NCBI's taxonomy places the organism in Eukaryota, Metazoa, Chordata, Mammalia, Rodentia, Castoridae. Gene Ontology annotation, molecular function: carnitine O-palmitoyltransferase activity. Gene Ontology annotation, biological process: fatty acid beta-oxidation. The record is from RefSeq and is a predicted model, not a curated record. Gene Ontology annotation, cellular component: mitochondrion.